AUGGCCACUGGACAUGGCGAACAGAGGGCUAUCCACCCCUUCUUUCGCAAAGGUCGUUCCCCUGUUCAUUUCGGAGUAGCACCCGACCCAAUUAUCCAUAACCCCGUCAAUGAUGCUGCCGCGCAGCCCCAACUAUCUCACGGCGACAGUGCCCGGCCUAUCUCAGAAAUCAACAACCCUCUCAAUUCCUCCGAAUCUUGCGACACAUCCCGCAUCCACUCGUUAGCUAUGCUCGAUCAUGAUCCAAAUUCCGAACGAAGGAAACGAAGGAAGACAGACAAAGAUGACCCGGCAGAGACGACACAGGUUACGGUCAAUCCGUCCUCAACCAAGCCUGAAUCCGGGGAGUCACAGCCUGAGACACCGACCAGUCCGGAAAUUGAAAACCCUCCACUCAGCAAUCCUCAGGUCGUAAUUGCGUCAGGGGAGAGAAGGUUGCCCAGGCAGAAGACAAUUAAAUUGAAUGCCAAUGGGAAAUUAUUGUCAUCGCCGGUGUCUGCUAAGGUUGAGGACAAUCCGAGAAAGGGGAGGAAGAAUAAACGCGGCAAAGCAGCUGACCAAAAGGCUCAGCCUCUUGGGAGCAAGGUUGUCAUCAUUAAGUACAAUGUGGAAGCGAAUUCGGAGAAUAGGCUUGCCCAGCUCAUAGACGACAUUAUCAGUGGUCGGAAGAAACACAUCGCAGCCACAAAGCCUCUCCAACAGACCGCGGUACCUUCUAUACCUAAACAGGAGCAGUCUGCUAAAGCAACCCAUCCGUUCUUCCUGAAGAAGUCCUCUCAAAAGGCGAAUCACUGCAACACUCAGACAGACGCUCAUGAGGCAACCCCCCCGAACUCCCAACGAAAAGACACUAAGCAAGUCGACUCGUCGCCGAGAUUCCCUCUCAAAUCUAGCUCAAGCUUUUUAGGAUCAUCAACACCAACUUCAUUCGCUAAGCGGCCUAGAUACCCCGAACUCGCGCACCCAAUCUGGCCACCUCAUGGCCUCACACACGUCAGGGGCACACCAGACGAUCUCGAAUCCUACAGCCUCAAUGAUGACAUGAGGGGCCUAGGUCCGAAGAAGUCCAAAACUGCUGCGAUCAAUGUCCCCGAUGACGAAAAUGUCCUCUUACUUCGGCUACCCAAGAACCCCUCCGCUGCGUCAGGAAUACUGAGAAUACCUGGAAGACACGUUGCCAGUGGGAAGAUCUUGCAAUGCGCCGUCACCAGACAACUCUCCGAACAAGCUUCAUCUGUACGAACGAAGAAGAGUACUCUGAAUAAGACUUGUCACGCUGCCCUCGCCAAACUCCACGCUUCGCUCACCAGUUCCAUCUGGACUCAAAAAUACGCUCCCCAAUCUGCAGAGCAGGUUCUCCAAGCCACGAGGGAAGUCUUUAUGCUGCGCGAUUGGCUGCAGUAUCUCAAGGUCACCGCGGUCGACACAGGCAAACCACCAAAAGACGAUGCGGCGGCGGCGAAAAAGAAGACGGAGGAGAGGAAGCGCAAGAAGCGCAAGAAGGACAAGCUGGACGGCUUUAUUGUAUCCAGUGAAGAGGAAGCCUCCGAGAUGGACGAAAUUUCUGGCUCGGAUGAUGAACUCGCUGCGGACAUGACCACCAAAAAGACCGUCGUUCGUGCUGGUGACAUGGCGCUAGGUUCAAAAUCUGGGACCGAGAAAACCCGCAUGUCCAAUACGGCAUCGAUUCAUGCAGUAGCCAAGGAGCUGGACUUUGAGGUGUUCGAAAUCAACCCGGGAAAUCGCCGGAGCGCCAAGGACAUCCUGGACCGUGUAGGUGACAUGACACGCAACCAUCUGGUCAAUCACCACCACACCGAUGACAUGGACCCGAAACAGAAUAAACUCAAAGGGUUCUUCCAGUCAACAUCAACUGUCAAGUCAGGGGCCAAGCCGGCACCCGAACCAAAAUCCUCAACACAAGAGUCAGAGACGAAACGUUCUCGCAGCCAGAAGCAAUCCUUCAUUUUUCUGGAGGAGGCAGACAUCCUUUUCGAAGAAGACAAGGGAUUCUGGUCCGGGGUGAUGACGCUAAUCAGCCAAUCGAAACGGCCAAUCAUCAUCACCUGCAACAACGAGAAACUUCUUCCACUCCAAGACAUCUCCUUUCAUGCCAUACUUCGCUACCGACCUCCUCCAAAAGGCCACAUGCUUAAACGAGGAGCGGCCGAGAGCCUCUACGACAGCACAGGUCGGGAUCUCCGGCGAUCUAUCAUGGAGUUGGAUUUCUGGUGCCAGAUGACGAUCGGCAGCGAGAAGUCCGGCCUUGACUGGAUCCUUGAUCGCUGGCCGCGGGGGUUGGACCUUGAUCCGAACGGUGACCCUCUUCGGGUGCUGAGUCUUAAUGCAUACGAGCCAUUCAUGGGCUGGUUUGGGCGCGACAUGCUGCAAAGUCACGGACCAGACAGUGAGGUUGAACCUCGACUAGAGUCACUUGCAUGGUGGCGGCUUAGCAUGCAGGAAACACAGACCAUGAACACUGUCAGGCAGUCUGAUUCGUAUCAUUCGGGCACGAAACAGGUGAAUGCGAUAUCCAACGCUGAUCAUCUAGAAACAUUAUUGCAAAAGUCCAAAUUUGCCGAUUUACAAAGUGACCUUGACCUUCUCUGCUCCCGCUGCUCACUUGACAUGAAGCUGGACACUAUGGAUCCCUCAAUCCCUCCAUUACCGGAAAAGCAAAGGACAAACUACACGGAAGGUUAUCAAUUGCUCUCCGCCGAUAUCAUGCCGGAGUACACAGCAAUGCCGGCGGCCAUGGGCUGCACCUUCGAGACUUUACUAGAGAAGACUUUCCCGCAUGAAUAUCAAAAGGACAAGCAGUCUCCUAAUAUGAAAGCCUCGGAUAAGAAGACUCCAGAUCGUGAAUCGGAGUAUGGCGCAAUGGUCCUGCAAAAAGUGAAUAACCCCCCCAGUGCUGGUCUUGGCCGUGCUGAAUUCAAUGCGGCCUUCGAGCCUAUGACACGAGCGGAUUACAUCUUCCCCAUACCCACUGGCCGCUUGGCACCUUCAUUUGAAAACGGAAUGCGUCCCAUCGCUGAGGAUCUAGGACCGUAUAUCCGAGGAAUCAUGGCCUAUGAUCUCCGCUUGGCACACCGUCGGCUACAGCUGGGUGAAAUUCUCUCCAGCGAUGGGAAAGGGGCCAAGCGCACACGACAGACCCGAGCCAGUCGAGCAGCGCUUGAGGGGGGUGACAAAGCAUAUACUCGGAAGGAGAGAUGGUUUCCAUCGGAUGCCAAUCCGUCGCUGGUGUUCGCGACGGGCAAGCAGGAAUGGCAGGAAAUCCUGGCACGGAAGGGCUACUUUGUUGUAUCGCCUCUUGGGGAAGGUCAGGAUUCGGCGCUGGGUAAUUCCGCGCAGAGAUCCAAGUCCUCCCUUUUCGCAGACGAGCCGUCCUUUGGUGGGAACACAGGAAAUGCGGGUUCCUCCUCCCUCUUCGCCGACGACGAGGGGCUGAACUCCGGCUCGCUCUGGGGCAACAGUGUCAACAAACGGACGAAACACCAAAUUGUGAAGACUCUUCUUCCGCAAGAUGAGGUUCCUGACAGCUAUAUCGAUGCGUACGAUCUGGUGAUCAGUGAGGGGGAUCGCGUGGGCAGUGGUGUGGGCCUGACGUCCGUCCGUGAAAUCCUAUCGAGCAGCGGACUCAGUGCCAGCGAUCAGGAGAAAAUCCUGAAUUUGGUUGUCUCGGGCGAUAUAGACAGCUCCACUGGCCUAGGACGUGGCGAGUUCAGCGUGCUUCUGGCCCUCGUGGGCCUAGCGCAGGAAGGGGAGGACCUGACAUUCGAUGCGGUUGACGAUCGACGCAAGAAGCUCCCGCAGCCCAGGUGCUCUUAUUUCGACGCAUUGCGCGCUAAACACGAAACUGCUACAUCGGGGCAGUCGUCGCAACAAGACCGUCCCACUACGCCUCCUGCCCCUGCCACCCCGCCGCCAGAGCCAAGCUCAACUCAUUCGCGACAGUCCGCCCGUGGGUCCAUGGGCAGCUUUGAAGCCGAUCCGUGGGGAAGCCCUCAGCUGCAUCGAGGACACGCCCAUGCCCAAACCGAAUCCGAACACCCCGUUCUCAAUGGUUAUGGCAGCGUACGAUCCGGGACCAAUGCAUGGGCUAGCAGAGCCAGUGAUACCAGCGGCCCGCAGGAUGCGCCAGAGAAUCCCCAUCCCAAUGGAGGGGCGGGCUUGGGUCCUUCUGCUAACCCUGGCUUUGGAUGGGGAGACAACAUUGGAAAUACCUCGGAUGGACAUGGACUGGGAGGGCCGGUCCGAGCUGGACUUGGAGGCUUUGGCCCACCCGGGAGCGACCAAGGCGACUCCAAUCCCCGUCGCCGGUCCUUAGGCAUCGGUAGAGUUACGAAUACCCGUAUGGAGGAGGUGAUCACGAUCACCCUGCUUCCAGAAAAGGAAGGCAUGUUCAUGUUCCAGCAUCGCAAUUAUGAAGUUAAGUCUGCCCGCAGAGGGAGCACCGUGGUUCGACGGUACAGUGACUUCGUGUGGCUCCUGGACUGCCUCCACAAACGCUAUCCGUUCCGCCAAUUGCCACUGCUGCCCCCCAAGAGGAUUUCAGUCAAUGGCACUCACCUUUCAGCGGACUCCAAUUCCUUCCUGGAAAAACGUCGUAGGGGACUUGUACGAUUCACGAAUGCGCUCGUUCGGCAUCCGGUCUUGAGCCAGGAGCAAUUGGUGGUUAUGUUCUUGACGGUUCCGACAGAACUUUCGGUGUGGCGGAAACAGGCGACCAUUUCAGUGCAGGACGAAUUUGCGGGCCGAGCCCUACCCCCCGAUCUUGAAGACUCGCUCCCCUCCAAUUUAAUAGACCUGUUCGAUACGGUCCGCGGUGGAGUCAAACGGUCGGCAGAGGUGUACAUCAACCUGUGCACGCUGUUGGAGCGGUUAGCGAAGCGCAACGAGGGGCUUGCUGCCGAUCACCUGCGGUUCUCCCUGGCGCUGCAGUCGCUGACCGAGGUGACACGCGACACCUACGCAGUGGAUACGAACGAUGUGCCGUUGCUCAACGAGGGAAUCAAGGCCACGGCACGGCAUCUGUCGGCAAGCCAGAGUCUGCUGGAGGACGAGGCUCGGGCUUGGGAGGAUGGGAUGCUGGAGGACCUCAAGCGCCAACGCGACUGUCUGGUCAGUGUGCGAGAGAUGUUUGAUCGGCGGGACCGAUAUGCUCGUAACAACAUCCCCCAAUUGGAGCGUCGCAUUGAGAACAACGAGCGCAAGCUGCAGGAGCUGCGGGCCCGGCCCCAGAACACGGACAAGGAAUCGAUUGUGCAACAACACGCACGUGGGGUGUUUAUCAAGGAGUGCAUUCGGGACGAACUCGUGUUUUUCCAGCAAAGUCAGUAUCACAUCAGCCGGCUGCAUCAAGAUUGGAGUCAGGAGCGGGUCAAGUACUCGGAGCUGCAGGCGGACAACUGGCGGUCACUCAGCGAUCAAGUGGAGGGCAUGCCGUUAGGGGACUGA
This is a messenger RNA of Aspergillus fijiensis CBS 313.89, 5463 nucleotides long. RefSeq lists its product as uncharacterized. Gene Ontology annotation, biological process: retrograde transport, endosome to Golgi; protein targeting to vacuole. The record is from RefSeq and is a predicted model, not a curated record. Lineage: Eukaryota; Fungi; Ascomycota; Eurotiomycetes; Eurotiales; Aspergillaceae. Gene Ontology annotation, cellular component: endosome. The coding region runs from base 1 to 5463 and encodes 1820 amino acids. The transcript is spliced from 12 exons. Gene Ontology annotation, molecular function: phosphatidylinositol-3-phosphate binding.